Sesamum indicum (sesame) is the source of this 767-nucleotide messenger RNA. RefSeq names its product small ribosomal subunit protein eS27y. Lineage: Eukaryota; Viridiplantae; Streptophyta; Magnoliopsida; Lamiales; Pedaliaceae. The record is from RefSeq and is a predicted model, not a curated record. Gene Ontology annotation, cellular component: ribosome. Gene Ontology annotation, molecular function: structural constituent of ribosome. Gene Ontology annotation, biological process: translation.
GGCGCACGCAUCCCAACUGCUCUGUAUAAAGAGCUGCCAAAACCCUAAUAAUUUCACUCGCCUUCUCUCCAGCGUUCUAGGGUUUCUCUCGCCUCUCCAGCGUUCUAGGGUUUCUCUCGCCUCUCCAGCUUCGCGUCAUCUCUAUUCUGUUAAAGAUGGUUCUGUCAAACGAUUACGAUUUGCUCAACCCACCGGCGGAGCUCGAGAAGAGGAAGCACAAGCUCAAGCGUCUUGUUCAAUCCCCAAACUCAUUCUUCAUGGAUGUCAAAUGUCAGGGUUGCUUUAACAUAACCACUGUGUUUAGCCAUUCGCAAACGGUGGUGGUGUGCGGUAACUGCCAGACGGUGUUGUGCCAACCCACCGGAGGGCGCGCCAGACUUACAGAAGGCUGCUCCUUUCGGAGAAAAGGGGAUUGAUUGGUCGGCCUUGUAGCGCAGGACUCGCUUGCCUGGUUUAGUUUUUCUCUCUUGGGAUUGUUAAUUACACUCUACCCUAGUAAGGAUGGCCCCCAAAUUAUUUGAACUAUUCUGUGAUAGUCAUUGGAGGGAUGCUGAUAUUUUAGUGAUAUAGGUUCAGUUUUUUAGCUGAAAACAUUUGAAGGAUGUUUUUGAUAUAGAAUAUUGUGUGAAUGUAUGGUAGAUUAUUGGUUAUUGUUUGGAGAUUGAUGUUUUCCAAAAUAUUUUCAACAAUUGUUGUUAGUUUUGUCCAAGUCAGUAAAACCACCAUCUAUUCCUGUAGCAGGCUCAGGACCCUCCUUUUGUGUUUUA